Molecule: messenger RNA, 1321 nt
Organism: Cantharellus anzutake
Lineage: Eukaryota; Fungi; Basidiomycota; Agaricomycetes; Cantharellales; Hydnaceae
Product: Clavaminate synthase-like protein
Exons: 10
Coding region: 44-1147 (367 amino acids)
Source: RefSeq, a predicted model, not a curated record
UUUUUUUUUACCUUUUGCCCCCCACGCAACUGCAACAUCCCCCAUGGCUAGUGACUCGAAUUUCUCCUCUGUACCCGUACUGGAUUAUUCGUUGAUCCAACGCGGUCGAAAGGUUGAGUUCAUUGAACAGUUGCGCCACGCUCUCGUAUAUGUGGGCUUUCUCUACCUGUCGAAUCCCCCAGUUGAAGAGGCCUUGGUGGACCGGGUGAAGGCCUACACUCCCAAAUUCUUCGACCUACCUACCGAACGGAAGGAGCGCCUCGCGAUGCGCAAUUCACCACAUUUCUUUGGUUACAGUCGCCUUGGACGCGAGUUUACAAAGAGUGUUCAGGAUCAGCGCGAACAAUUUGAUUUCGGUACCGAGCACGCGAAUCAGUGGACGGAAGGCCAGCCGGAUUGGUUAAGGCUGUGGGGUUCGCCACAGUGGCCAGAUGAUGACGAAUUACCUGGCUUCAGACAAGAUCUUGAAGCAUAUUUCGAGCAACUAAAGCACUUGAGCUUCGAGUUCACUAAUCUCAUGGAAGAAGCACUCGAAUUGCAACCUGGAGCUUUGGAUCCCUUCUUCGAUGGACCGAAGGAAUUGAUGCAGCAUCGAGGAAAGCUCGUCAAGUAUCCCAACGUGAACGAGGUAUCCAGUUCUCAGGGGGUUGGUCCGCACUAUGAUUCUGGUUUUCUGACCUUCCUUCUUCAAGUGUCUGAUCUCCCUGGACUUCAAGUUCAAAACGUAUCGGGACAGUGGAUUGAUGUUCUUCCUAAGCCUAAUACACUUGUGGUGAACAUCGGGAAAGCUUUGGAACAUGUCACGCAAAACGUUGCCAUUGCUACAUCGCAUCGCGUAAUCUCUCCACCGGUAGGGUCUCCAGCGAGGUACUCUGUUCCAUUUUUCCAGAGCAUCAGUCGGUCAGUACGGGUUGGGGAAAUCAAGUUGGAUAUCCCAUCUCAUAUUCUAAGGCUACGCGAUGCUCGGCAGUCUGGCGGCGAUCCUUCUCAAGCCGUUAAUUAUGCGGAAUAUCUUUACGAAACCUCAGGAAUCGUGGCCUUGAUAGGACGAAUCAAGAGUCAUCCCGACGUGGCUGAAGCGCAUUAUCCACAAUUGUUCAGACAGAUAUUCCCCAAUGGAGCCCCACAGUUUGGUAGUGCCUACUGAGGAUUUGGGAACAAAAAAAAAAACGUUGAAUUUGUUUUUAGAAUAUAUUAAUUUGCCAUUGUGGAUCCAUAUAUGAUAUUUGCCACGUACACCUAAUACAGAUACAACACAAUUCCUGGAGGAGUACGAGCCCCAAUGUAGUACAGAUACGUUGCGAAAGCCAAGAGAGGUUCC